UCUGUCCGCCGGCCGUCCUCCUCCUCUCAAAGUCUCUCAGCUCUGCCCACCUCUGCUGCUUCUCACAACACCAACACGCUUGGGUUCGGCGUUCCUUCUCUGGACUUUGUCGCUGAAGAGUCGCCUCCUGCUCAGGAUGCGUUGCGUGAGCUGGCUGCUGCUGGGAACCUGCCUCCUGGUGCUCGGCCCGGCGGUGCAGGGCGCCCCCAGCCAGUGUCCCACCCUCUGCCACUGCCACGGCGACCUCCAGCACGUCAUCUGUGACGGCGUAGGGCUGAAGAAGAUCCCUCGGGUGUCGGAGGCCACCCGGCUGCUGAACCUGCAGAGGAACAACCUGGGCGGCAUCCCGACCGGAGCCUUCAGCGACAGCAAAGGGCUCAUCUCCCUGCACAUGCAGCACUGCCAGCUCCGGGAGAUCGGAUCGCAGGCCUUCAAGGGGCUCAAGAAGCUCAUCUACCUCUACCUGUCCAACAACGAGAUCAGCAGCAUCAAGCCGGGCGCCUUCGAGGACCUCGCCGAGCUCACCUACCUCUACCUGGACGGGAACCAGAUCUCCGACUUGGCCAAAGGCAUCUUCUCGCCGAUGAUCAACCUCUUCAUCCUGCAGCUCAACGACAACAAGCUGAGGGAGCUCCGGCAGGGGACGUUCGCCGGCGCCAAAGACCUGCGCUGGCUGCACAUGAGCGGCAACGAGCUGACGACGCUGCAGCCCGGCUCUCUGGACGACGUGGAGAACCUCGCCAUCCUCCACCUGGACCGCAACAAGAUGUCCGUCUACCCCAGCGCCGCCAUGAGCAAACUGAGGGUGGUGGAGGAGCUGACGCUGGGCAGGAACCCCAUGAGGAACAUCCCCGACAACGCCUUCCAGAGCUUCGGCCGCUACAUGGAGAAGCUACACCUGGACGGCAUGGGUCUGGAGAAGUUCUCUGAUGGGGCGUUUACUGGCGUGACGGCGGUAAAGUCGCUUCACCUGGACAACAACAAGCUAAAGUUGCUUCCCAAAAGCCUGGAGUUCGGCACCAUCACCAACCUCACCAUCUCCAACAACCCGUGGAGCUGCACCUGUCAGCUGGCUCCACUUCGCAGGUGGAUGGACUCCAGCCGUAACCGCCCAGAUGCAGUUUGUGCAUCUCCACCUUCACAGAAAGGAAAACAGGUCAGAGAAAGUCCGGCCUUCAGCGGCUGCAGAGUGAAGGGGAAGCGAGCCAAGAAGGGAACACGUCACUGAAGCCAUGAAGGAGGCGCUGAUGAGGAGGAGGAGGAGGAGGAGGAGGAGGAGGAGGAAGAGCCUGUCCAGGAGACCGGCUGAACGCUAACUGAUUCUACUUUCAGACUAUCUGUUGUCGCUCUCUGUCUGUCUCAAACACAUGUGGACUUACUUUCAUUCAUUCAUAUCCAAGAUGAAGACUAAAGUAUGUGGAAGCAGGUAGAACCCAAACAGAGGAUGAAUUUGUGGAAGAAGGGGGCUGAAGGAAGCAUUAAGGAGAGUAAACAAGAAGGAAACAAGGUUCAGGUUCUUGAUGAGCAUGAAAACAUUCCGAGUUAGUUGGAAAACUGAUCCUUAGCUUAGCAUACUAGGCAUAAAGACCAGAAACAGCUUCCUUCUGCAGCUCAUUAUUUAACACUUUAUAUCUGGUAUUAAUCAAUAUCUCUCUGCUAUCAAUAUCCUCAGGUAGCUCUGACUAACCCCAUUUCCCAAAAUGUCACAAACUAUUCCUUUAAUUUAUAGAUUUUUUUGGUUAUUUGAGGAGCAGCGGAACAAAGUGAAAUUGUAAUACAGAUUCAAUUGUAAUACAGAUAUUUUGCUGAAUUUUUCUCGACAUUUGGCCCUUUAAUCCACAUUUUAGGUCACUCAAACUAAGAUUUAAAAUGCAGAUUUUUAAAAUUUGUACAUCCCCAUUGGUAUUUUGUGAAAUGAGCUGCACAAAACAACAACAGUGCAUAUAUACCAGUUUCUUUAAGUCUAGUUUGCAUUAUACUGCAAAAAAGAAAUAAUAAUCUGAGAGAAAAACAGUGAUAUUCUGUUGCAAAGAUGCCAGAAAAAUAUUCUAAAAACUGUGGAUUGCAGUAAUGCGCCAAAAAUCAGUGAAAAUAAUGGCAAAUAUCUGUUUUUUUACUGAUAUAAAAGCAGUAAAACUAAUUUUACAGUCACACACUGUAAAAUAAUGGUAAUAAUGUCUGAUGUGGACAUUAUUUACAGUUUUGGCCUGUUUUUUUCCAACAUGUAGGAGCUUUAUUUGGUUUAUUUUUGGAUUAAUGUUGCUAAAAACAGAAAAAAAAUGCUCAAAACGCUGUCCUGCGUUGAAUUUUUUUUACUUAUAACUCAAGAAUUAAAGGGAAGAAACUUAUAAAAACAGAAACUUUAUGCAUUUAUUUAGUUUUUUCAGAAGUAAAACUAAGUACUGGAUGAGUAGUAGUCCUGUUAAAAUAUUUAUAUCCAUCCCUCAUGUGUAAUAAAUUCAUCUAUUGUUGAUAAAACUACAAGGUGCAGCUUUAAUCUUUAUAUUUUGAAAGUUAAUUCCAUAAACAAGGGACCAAUAAGACUUUAAGGGGUGCAGAAGCUUAACAAGAGUAUUUUUCCUUUCUGAAGAGCUACAAAAUUGGAGUUACUUUUUUGUCUGAGAAUGUAAAAGGAGGAGAUGGAUGUGGGAUCAUUAAUGCAAAUUCCGUGUAAACGUUUUAUUUUACAGCAACUAUCUCAUGUAUAUUCAGCAUCUUGACACGUGCAGGACUUUUGGAUGUGGAGACCAGAGCUCACAUCCAAUAAAACUUUUACAAAAACAA
Molecule: messenger RNA, 2784 nt
Organism: Amphiprion ocellaris (clown anemonefish)
Lineage: Eukaryota; Metazoa; Chordata; Actinopteri; Pomacentridae
Gene: chad
Product: chondroadherin
Exons: 4
Coding region: 137-1228 (363 amino acids)
Cellular component (GO): extracellular matrix
Molecular function (GO): protein binding
Source: RefSeq, a predicted model, not a curated record